AUGUUUGGCAAAAGCCAGGAGCCAGAUGUCGCCGAGGUCCUCGAGCAGCACCGGCCCAGCGCGGUCGAGGCGACUCAGCACCAGCACCGCAAGAACGUCUCCAACAAGGGCUUGACAGGCGCGUCGGCCUUGACCGUCAAGCAGUCCAUCCUACCCAUCACAUUGGUCACUGUUCUCUUCUUCCUCUGGGGUUUCGCUUAUGGACUCCUCGACGUUCUCAACUCCAAGUUCCAAAUCGCCCUCAACAUCACCGCCGCCAAGGCCGGAGGUCUCCAGGGCGCCUACUUUGGCGCCUACUUCAUUGGACCCCUGACCUAUUCGGGCUGGAUCGUCCGCAAGUUCGGCUACCGCUGGACCUUCAUCACCGGCCUCUGCAUCUACGGCGUCGGCGCCCUCAUGUUCUGGCCCUCCGCCGUCUACCGCUCAUUCCCCGGCUUCUGCGGCUCCCUCUUCAUCGUCGGCUCCGGCCUCUCCACCCUUGAGACCAGUGCGAACCCCUACAUCGCCACCUGCGGCCCGCCCCGUCUCUCCGAGUUUCGCCUCGAACUCUCUCAGUCCUUCCAGGCCGUCGGCUCCGUCAUCGCCCCGCUCCUCGCCGCUCGCGUCUUCUUCUCCCAUACCGAGCCCAAUGAUUUGUCCAAGGUGCAGUGGACCUACCUCGGCAUCGCCGCCUUCGUCUUCCUGCUCGCCGUCGUCUUCUUCAUCGUCCCCUUACCCGAGAUCACUGACAGCGACAUGGCUCUCCAGGCCGAGAUGGUCGCCGGCGAAGAGGGCCACGACGACAAGCCCCUCCGCAAGCAGUACCGCCUCUUCUUCGGUGUCGCCGCCCAGUUCUGCUACGUCGGCGCCCAGGUCGCCGUCGCUUCCCAGUUCAUCUCCUACGCCGUCGAGUCCGCCGGCCUGACCCACUCCGAGGCCAGCGACCGGUACGCCAUCGGCCAGGGCCUCUUCGCCAUUGGUCGUUUCGCCGCCGCCGGUCUGAUGAUGCUCAUCAAGCCCCGCCUCGUCCUCAUGGUCUUCAUGACAGGCAUCAUGCUCUUCAUCGCCCUCGCCAUCGCUAUUAAGGGUGAGGCCGGCAUCGCCAUGCUGUCGCUUGUGCUCUUCUUCGAGUCUUGCAUCUUCCCCACCAUCUUCACGACCGCCAUCCGUGGUCUCGGCAGACACACCAAGCGCGGUAGCUCCUGGAUCGUCGCGUCCGUUUGUAGACCGGCGGGGUCAGGCCGCCGAGCGGGCGGUCCGCGCGCCCCCAGUCUGACCGGCCUCGUCGCCGACUCUAAGGCAUACCACAGCGCCAUAGUUGUGCCCCGCGCCGGCUUCGUCGCCUCCCUCGCCUACCCCACCUUCCUGAACACCAUCUGGAAGAAGGACCUGGAUAGCUUCAGCGAGAGCAAGAUCGGAAACACCGACGAGCAUGGCAUCAU
Molecule: messenger RNA, 1421 nt
Organism: Colletotrichum orchidophilum
Lineage: Eukaryota; Fungi; Ascomycota; Sordariomycetes; Glomerellales; Glomerellaceae
Product: glucose/galactose transporter
Exons: 3
Biological process (GO): transmembrane transport
Molecular function (GO): transmembrane transporter activity
Source: RefSeq, a predicted model, not a curated record